AUGAUGUUCGACCUCUCAAUCGUUCUCGACAUCCUCUUCCUCCUCCUCGCCAUUUACUUCUUUCCUGGCGUGCCCGGUUCUACUACCAACACAGCUCCGCAUACACCCAGGACCACUGCUCAAGCGAACUUCAAGGAAGUCGAUACCCCUCAUCCAUCCCCCCUUCCCGCGCACCUCCGCACUACCACUCCCGCCGCUGGCACCCCCUCCGCUGCCGUCCCGCGGAUCAUCCUUCAUCCUUCCCACACCUGCGCAAACCUCCAUGCCGGUCUCACUAUCCCUGUGGAGCGGCCAAACCACAAACGCAAGUCCGUAUCAUUCUCCAUCUCGUCGAUGAAAGACCUCCUCCCCGCUGGCUCUUCCCCUUCCAAGGAGUACGCCAAGCAGCACAGGCCCGCGACACCGUGGAUGAAGGGUCCUGCGAGCCCGAGCGAGCUUCUAGGCUCGCUCUCUGAAUCAGAGGGUAGCAGCCCUAUGCCCAGCCCAGUCCCGCCAAUGCCGUCCGCCUUGGAGAGUCAGGGUGGAAACGGUCAAAGGAUGUUCGGUGCGCAAGGGCGUCUGGGUGUGACGGUCGCCGACCCGGAUGCCGAGGAUUUCGGGGAGCCUAUCAUAAGCCCUAAGAUCUGUAGCAGGGACGUGGUGGAUACCAUGGGUAUCAAGAAGUCCUGGCUUAUGUCGUGA
This is a messenger RNA of Dioszegia hungarica, 681 nucleotides long. RefSeq lists its product as uncharacterized. The transcript has a single exon. Lineage: Eukaryota; Fungi; Basidiomycota; Tremellomycetes; Tremellales; Bulleribasidiaceae. The coding region runs from base 1 to 681 and encodes 226 amino acids. The record is from RefSeq and is a predicted model, not a curated record.